AUGCUUCGACCACAGCUCAGGCAGCUUUCCCGUCACAGGGAUUUUAUGUGCCCAGGUCGUCAGAUCACCAUUCGGCACUUUUCCAUUCCGCAUGCAGCCGCUGCAGCAAGUCAGAGUCCAGGUCCAUCAGCGGGCCCGAAGGGGUCGAAACAAAACCCGAAGCCUGCUCUUUCUCGCGCCCCCCGACCUUCCAACAGGCCCCCAAGUCCUAGCUCGAAAUUCCCACCACACUCAGGCAAAGUGAUUGAUGCACGGUCCUUCGCUGCAUCUCGCACAGGGGGUGAAUCGGCAAACGUCAUCCGCAGCCCCAGGCUGCGCAACGUUCGAGGAAACCAGCCGCAAAGCCGCAAGCCUAAGCCUGCAACGUCCAAAACAAGUUCGAAAAGCCGCCGCUCGGCUCGGCCCCGCCGCUCGGACAACGAGGUUGACGAUGGCGAGCAUGCACGAGCAGCUGCAAUUCAACAGAUUGAGCAAGAACAGCUAGCCCGUGGUCGACCUGUCCCCGUUCGUUACGAACCUCAGAAUAUAGAUUUCUCCACGCUCAGUGAGACGUGGCCCGCCUUUCCAACGACCUCUAAUGGCAAAUCGGCAGCUGUUCUUGAAAAGCUUUCUAGCAUCGGCGGUCGUCGCCCCAAUGGCGCUGUCCCACCGGGUCAACUAGCCUGGCGUUUGUGGACCGGCGAGCAUGUUUUCUUUAAGAGCGAGGCCGAAAAAUCAGAAAUCAUGGCCGCCGCUCAGCAGAUCUCCCAAUACCGCGCCGACAAGAAAUCCCAGAGACGGGGAGAACUCGUGGAGCCCUCGGUCGUCUCCUUCAAGCCAGUCAUUGAGAAGGACUCAAACCGGCUGAUGGAGACUCUGGCUCAAGGCAAAUACCCCGCUUUGAAAGAGGGCAAAAGCCAGCCGGCAGUCAUAGGUGAUUUGGCGAGAAACCUGCGGAACAAUGCGACAUACCACACACCCUCGACGAAGCCCCGAUUUCUUGGCAAGGUCGAGUCCCUGUUAGCCUCCAGUCGCGCUAAACGCACCUAG
This is a messenger RNA of Penicillium macrosclerotiorum, 1029 nucleotides long. RefSeq lists its product as uncharacterized. NCBI's taxonomy places the organism in Eukaryota, Fungi, Ascomycota, Eurotiomycetes, Eurotiales, Aspergillaceae. The record is from RefSeq and is a predicted model, not a curated record. The transcript is spliced from 2 exons. Bases 1 to 1029 code for a protein of 342 amino acids.